Messenger RNA from Helianthus annuus (common sunflower), 723 nucleotides. Its product is annotated as protein ANTAGONIST OF LIKE HETEROCHROMATIN PROTEIN 1-like. The transcript has a single exon. The record is from RefSeq and is a predicted model, not a curated record. The coding region runs from base 1 to 723 and encodes 240 amino acids. Lineage: Eukaryota; Viridiplantae; Streptophyta; Magnoliopsida; Asterales; Asteraceae.
AUGGCACUUUUAUACCAAGCUCAUGAGGAGAAACAUCACCUUCCAGGUAUGUUCGGUAGCUACGACAUGGCACUUUUAUACCAAGCUCAUGAGGAGAAGCAUUACCGAUACCCGACUGUUAUGCUCGAAGCGGUUGCUUCUCAAGACUUAUGGUUUUGGCAUGCUUUUGCCGGUCCACCGGGUUCUCAAAACGAUAUUAAUGUGCUACAACAAUCUCCUUUAUUUUUAACGAAACGAAAUGGAACCGCGCUAAAAUGUCCAUUUUUUGUUAACAACCAUUUAUACAAACGUGGUUAUUUGCUCGUGGAUGGAAUCUACCCGUCGUGGUCCGUGUUUGUGAAGUCGAUCCCUUACCCUCACGAAGUAGACGAAAAGAAAUUCAAGAGGCAACAUGAGGCGGCAAGAAAAGACGUCGAACGGGCUUUUGGUGUUUUGAAGGCGAAAUGGGUUGUAUUGAGUCGACCGAUGCGAGCAAGAUCCGUUAAAAAAAUUAGGAGUGUGGUGUACACGUGUAUUAUUUUACACAACAUGAUUUUGAAAGAUGAAGGAAAGGCGAUAGCACCGGUGCACAUUCGGGAUCCUCCGGUCGAGCCCGCUAUAGACGAUACGGUGUUGGGCGAGUUGAUGGAUGAAGACACGCAUUGGAGACUAAAACACGAUCUCAUAGAUCAUCUCGCAAGUCAAGAUUUACCCCACCUUUUGGUCGAUUCCGACGAAGACUAG